Messenger RNA from Heteronotia binoei (common prickly gecko), 2325 nucleotides. It is a transcript of the gene UBE2J1, whose product is annotated as ubiquitin conjugating enzyme E2 J1. Bases 293 to 1249 code for a protein of 318 amino acids. The transcript is spliced from 8 exons. The record is from RefSeq and is a predicted model, not a curated record. NCBI's taxonomy places the organism in Eukaryota, Metazoa, Chordata, Lepidosauria, Squamata, Gekkonidae.
CGGCGGCAUUUCAAGGGCUGCUCGGCAAGGGGCGGCCAAGUGAGUGGCCACUGCCGGCCGGUGGUGGUUUCCUUCGACAAGCCUGAGCCACGUCAAGGGAAUUUCCAGGCUGCCGUGAACAAACGCGGGUGGGGAGGAGGAGGUGCCGGUUGCCGCUUACUCGCUCCUCUGGUCUCGUGGCUACUGAGUGACGGAUGCGGGUGGCCGAAAGCAGCAGCUUGACGUGGCCUGACUUCAGGAGAGAGUCGUCCCGGCCGGGCGUUGAAAGCGAAGGGGCAUUCCGGCCUCCGCCAUGGAGACUCGCUAUAACCUCAAAAGCCCCGCUGUUAAAAGGUUAAUGAAAGAGGCUGCUGAACUGAAGGAUCCAACAGACCAUUAUCAUGCACAGCCCUUAGAGGACAACCUUUUUGAAUGGCACUUUACUGUCAGGGGUCCUCCAGAUUCAGAUUUUGAUGGAGGUGUUUAUCAUGGUCGAAUAGUAUUACCACCAGAGUAUCCCAUGAAACCACCAAGCAUUAUUCUCUUAACGGCUAAUGGCAGGUUCGAGGUGGGAAAGAAAAUUUGCUUAAGCAUUUCAGGACAUCAUCCUGAAACAUGGCAACCAUCAUGGAGCAUAAGAACAGCUUUGCUAGCAAUUAUUGGAUUUAUGCCAACAAAAGGGGAGGGAGCCAUAGGAUCUCUGGACUACACACCUGAGGAAAGAAGAGCGCUUGCAAAGAAGUCUCAGGAUUUCUUUUGUGAAGGAUGCGGAUCACUUAUGAAGGAAGCUCUCCUGCCUCUGACUUCUGGAAGUGCCUCAAGCCAGGCAGAUAAAGAGGCCAAGGAACUUGCAAGACAAAUCAGUUUCAAGGCUGAAGUAAAUUCAUCUAGAAAAUCCAUCACUGAAUCUGCAGAUCUGUCUGGAUUGAGCCACUUGACCAGUUCCCCUGAAGUCCAGCAGCAAAGUACAACUCCAGCAUUCCAGGAUACCCCCUCCAGUGAAGUGUCGGACAAUCAAACUAAUUCAGCCACUUCUGGUCAAGAAGAACAUACCCAACUGGUGUCAAGUAGUACAUCCAUGAGUCCUCGACAGCGACGUGCACAGCAGAGAAGGGUGCCAUCUUCAACCAACUUCAAUCAGGUCCAGCAGCCAAGAGUCAACACAAGCCACAUGGGGUCAAAUAUGCUGAUUCUUCUCCUUGUUUUAGCAUUGGCGGCUCUUAUAUUCAGGCGAAUAUAUCUAGCUAAUGAAUAUAUAUUUGAAUUAUGAGUUUACCUUGUUCUUCAGUUACUUGAAUGCUUUAUUAAAACAUUCUGUCAGAUAUGUCUUGAGGACUGUUUACAUAAGAUUACAUUUUGUAUUUACUCGUUUUAAGUAUGAAUGUUAAUGUACCAUGAGGCACAUUAAUUUCUGUCAAGAAAGCACACCUUGAUGUUGGUGUGAAUGUGGACUGUUCAGUAUAUUUAUACAAACUGAGCAGAUUGACUACAAAAUUAUUUGGGGAAUCUGUUUCUGCAGUAGCAGAGCAUUUAAGGAAUGUGGGGAACUGAAAGCAUCUGAACUCUGGUGGAUAAUUUUAAUUGACAGACAUAAAAUUAUGGUGGUAUUCUGGAGUAAGAGAAGGAAGUGAGUGCUGAUUCAUAAUAAAUUUUAUUAUAAAAUUUUGCCUGAGGGCUUCUUAAAUUGAAAUGCAGAUAUGUUUGCAUAACAAGUAUUCUUAAAUUUAUCAGAAAGGGGAGCUUGUUAAUAUUUGUAAUUACUUUUGUUUCCUAGACAAUAAAUUCAUUUUAAAAAUCCCUUAAAUUGUAGGGAUUUUGUCUUCAGUGAAGAAGAGGGGCCAGAACAUUGUCUGCUUUCCUUUUCCCUGGUUUUUUUUAGUUGUUCUGGAGUUAGACAGGAUAAUCUCUUGCAAGAUCUGAAUGUUGUUUUCUAAUAUUCAAUUGUAUAUAUAUAUUUUUUGGGGGGGGGGUUAAAUUUGAAGAACCUGGAAAUAGCUAUGUAAUAUUUACUUGGAAGUUACUGACUACAACUUAUUGCAGAAAUAUACUUAAUGCUUUGAAUUGAUAGUUUCAUGUGCCCAUAAUUAAAAAAAAUUAAAAGCAAUUACACAGUCCAUGAGCUAAGCUAUAAGGUUGUUUUUAAUAAGGUUGUUAUAGCUGUCCACAAAAAUAUGUCAGCGUCAGAGCACCUUUGAUCUUUAUUUAAAUAAUAGCCAUUAAGUUGAUAAGGAAAGGACUCUUGAGAUUUUAAGAUCACUCCUUUUCAACAGUUCUUCCUUGCCAGCAUCUAGAUCCUGACAUUGUAUGUUCCUGCUGAUUUCUUGAAUUAAACGAUUACACUUUCAA